This is a messenger RNA of Scatophagus argus, 1600 nucleotides long. RefSeq names its product zona pellucida glycoprotein 3c (gene zp3c). Bases 58 to 1467 code for a protein of 469 amino acids. The transcript has 8 exons. The record is from RefSeq and is a predicted model, not a curated record. Gene Ontology annotation, molecular function: acrosin binding. Gene Ontology annotation, biological process: binding of sperm to zona pellucida; egg coat formation; positive regulation of acrosome reaction. Gene Ontology annotation, cellular component: extracellular matrix. NCBI's taxonomy places the organism in Eukaryota, Metazoa, Chordata, Actinopteri, Scatophagidae.
AGGUGUCACACACAAGUGAGGGGUCAGCUUCAGUGGGAGGCAGCUGCUAGUGUGAAAAUGGAGAUGAUGUAUGCUGGGCUUUUAUUAUUGCUCUUUUGUUCUGCCUACAGUUAUCAGUUUGCAAGUGGACGUGGGUAUGGCUUAUCUAUGCAAGAUCCUGAUUUAGAGUGGGAGAGACUUGAGACAGCGAGUGGUGAAGGAGCGAUGCGAGCUUCUGCACCUCAGCCCAAAUUCUGGAGGAGUACCCCAAGUGGUGAAUCUCAGACACCUGAAGCAAAGCAGGUUCCUGAGUAUGUGAUUGUCACAGCAUCCCAGGUCCAGAAAGAGCUUUUCAAGCCAGAAAAGUCUGCUAGACCCCUUCCUAACUCAGUCAGGGAGAUGUUACUUGGGGCUACUAUUGCACCUAAAGCAACCGGAAGCACAACAUCUAGGAAAGCAUUGGUUGAAAUUUUGUGCCAUAUUGACAGAAUGUAUGUAAGAGUCAGGAAAGAGGUCUUUAGGACUAGAGAUGCAUACAAAUAUUUGAAACUAGGGACCUGCCCUGUUAACCAGGGUACCAAGGAACAUUACUACCUUUUGUAUCUUCUGAAAAAUGACUGUGGGUUCAAGAAAGAGAGCAAUGUAGAUAGUCUGUCAGUUCGCAAUGUGCUCCACUACAAGCCUGUUGGUCCAGUUUUAAGGGAAAAGCCAUUUGACAUUCCUCUGCAGUGUAAAUUUCCCAGGUUUUUUCACUCCUUUAAAGUUGGUUUCUAUCCUAAACUACAAGGAGGCACAGUUUUCAAAGCACUUCAACCAAAAAGUAGUUUUACCAUUACUCCUCAGGAUGCAUUGGGCAAUGAAAUAACAGGUACCAAAACCUACAUCUUGGGCCAGCCAAUGUACUUUGAGGCCAAGCCACCUGACAGUACUGCAACAUCUGGAGAUAAGAGGAUUUAUAUCAACAAGUGCUUCAUGACACCCUACCAAGACCCCAACUCAAAUCCUAAAUAUAUAGUCAUUGACAACCGAGGUUGUAUGAUUGAUGGCAAGGUAUCUGACCAGUCAAAGUUUCUCACUGGUACCUCAAAGAUGGUCCAGAAAUUCAGUGUGGGCAGCUUGAUUUUCAAGGAUGUGGUUUCCACUUCAUCUUCACAGCAACUCUAUAUGCACUGUGAGAUCUCUAUGGGGAGUCUUGCACCAACUCAGAGUUCAAAGACUUGCAAUUAUGAUCCAGCUACCAAAAAGUGGAAGGAGCUGUACGGUGAUGACUCUGUGUGCACAUGCUGUGAAUCCACCUGCUCCUCAGCACAGCCUAAAGCUUCUAGGAAUAUGAUCUCCAGCCACUCUUGGCAGGUUGACUUGAGCAAAAAGGAUGGAUAUGUGGAGGUUGACCCACAGAUGAAAUCCCUUGACGACUCAUUCAGUUUGGAGGACCCCGACAUGGCUGAGCAUAGAGAUUUUCUAAACUACUGGGAGGAUGAUUACUAAAAUCCAUGUGGAAGUGCUCAGGAAUUUUAAAUAGUCAUUGUUCUUGUGCUUAAUGUUUCUACUGCAAAUAUGCCAUUACUUAAUGUUUAGACCUGAGCUCAUCUAUUACAAAUAAAUUUAACUCUUCAAAGCA